AUGACAAUUUUGACUAAACAAUCCAAGAUGCUUUAUAGCACUCACAUUACUCAAGAUUUCAUUAAUGAUAUUCUUAGCCGUGCCCUAGAGGCAACUUCUCGUGUAGCUAAGAAACCACUUCCUAGAGAAAACAAGAAACCCACCGACUCAUCAUCAUCUUCCAAAUUUGCCUCUGACGGGAAUGCACGUAGGAGAGGACCUUCAAGGCAUCGUACUGAUAAGGAGAACACCCCCGACACAAAUGAUCUAUUAGACGUUCUCUCCAAGGAGUCUUUCAUAAGUAGCAAUGGCAAACCUCUGAUUACAAAGUCUUCAUCAGAUUACACAAGAGGAAAGAAGAAAUUUACCAGAAGGAAACCCGUGCCAGAUAAGAAACCCUUCGAUUUAAGAUCGGAUGUCAAGAAACGAUACCAGGAGGCAAAACCGAUAGUUUCAGAGAAAUACAUUCCAGAAGAACCAUCUCUCAUGUCAUUAUUGAAAUACUCACCCAAUUUGUACCAUAACAGGGCUUCUCGAAUGAUUAAUUAUUCACGAGGCACUUUAAGCGAGUCGCAAUUCCCCAUGGUUAGACCCCCCAACCUUGGUGUCACUCAGAAUUUAAAUGAUGAAAAUGUGGAGAAUAUUGCUUACACUGUGGAAUCAUCUAAUUUUGGGAAGUACAUGCCUGCCACGUCAUUGACUUUACAUAGAGAGAAGCUUUUAAAGAAUCUGACUGUGGAGCCCAAUGUGGAGAAAUUUGAAGCAAGUGUAUUGGGGAAAUAUUCUUUAUUGAAGCCACAUAAGAAGAGUGAUUUUGAUGGUGUGAGUAAAUCUGAUGUGAAGAAGGCAGAAUUAUUGGAUAAUAGUGUUACUGUGAGAACAAACUUACAAAAGAUUGUUAUGGAUCCAUCUAUGAAGGACAUACUUUAUGAUGUUUGUUCUGGAUUGAAACCAAUAUCUGAGAUAACAUCCAUUCCUAAUUCCAACUCUAGUGCCAAGGCAGAAUAA
Molecule: messenger RNA, 987 nt
Organism: Naumovozyma castellii
Lineage: Eukaryota; Fungi; Ascomycota; Saccharomycetes; Saccharomycetales; Saccharomycetaceae
Gene: RSM28
Product: mitochondrial 37S ribosomal protein mS46 RSM28
Exons: 1
Coding region: 1-987 (328 amino acids)
Source: RefSeq, a predicted model, not a curated record